Helicoverpa armigera (cotton bollworm) is the source of this 4080-nucleotide messenger RNA. Its product is annotated as protein VAC14 homolog. The transcript has 13 exons. Gene Ontology annotation, biological process: phosphatidylinositol biosynthetic process. Gene Ontology annotation, cellular component: endosome membrane; PAS complex. The coding region runs from base 169 to 2331 and encodes 720 amino acids. NCBI's taxonomy places the organism in Eukaryota, Metazoa, Arthropoda, Insecta, Lepidoptera, Noctuidae. The record is from RefSeq and is a predicted model, not a curated record.
UGAGCAUAUGCAUUAUUGUUUGCGCAUUGGUUAAUUGGGUGUAAGACAAGGAUAUGUAAUAGUACUACUUGAAAGAAAUUCGGUGCUAUUUCAUAUUGCAGCUUCACUUGGUUUCAUCAAUGUUUUUCUUAUGUUAGAUAAAUCAAAUAAUUUAAGACUAUAAAUAAAAUGUCUGAAAGAGACUAUGCACCUCUGAGCAUAGCUUGCGUUCGCGGGCUAUGCGACAAAAUAUAUGACAAGCGGAAAUUUGCUGGCGUCGAGAUUGAGAAGAUGGUGAAAGACUUCAGUGAUGCAAAGAACACAAGUCAGAUUAAGAGAUUGAUCCGAGUCCUGGGUCAGGAUUUGAUGUCCUCCACCAACCCCAAUGUGAAGAAUGGGGCACUUAUGGGACUGUCCUCAGUAGCUGUUGGCUUGGGGAAGGGCUGCAUCGAGUACCUGCCCGAGCUGGUGCACCCGAUCGUGGCGUGCUUCAGCGAGAGCGAGUCGCGCGUGCGCUACCAGGCGGCCGAGGCGCUGUUCAACGUGCUGAAGAUCGCGCGCGGCGAGGCGCUGGCGCACUUCCCGCUCGUGUUCGACGCGCUGGCUCGCCUGGCCGCCGACCCCGAGCCGCAGGUCAAGCAGGGCGCCGAGCUGCUCGACCGCCUCGUCAAGGACAUAGUGACGGAGAGCCAGACGUUCGAGCUGGCGGCGUUCAUCCCGAUGGUGCGCGAGCGCAUCUACACGCGCAACGCGUUCGCGCGCCAGUUCAUCGUGUCGUGGGUGGCGGUGCUGGACGCCGUGCCCGACAUCGACCUCAUCCCGCACCUGCCCGAGCUGCUCGACGGACUCUUCAAGAUGCUCGACGAUGCCAAUUCCGAAAUCAGGCGGAUGUGUGACGUUCAACUAAAUGAGUUCCUAAGAAGCAUAAAGAAAGACCCCUCACGAGUGGACUUCCAGGCUAUGAUCAACAUACUGAUCACGCACGCGCAGUCGCCCGAAGAAAUGCUACAGCUGACGGCGAUCACGUGGAUCAAGGAGUUCGUGGAGCUGGCGGGCGCCGGCAUGCUGCCGUACGCGUCGGGCGUGCUGUGCGCCGUGCUGCCGUGCCUCGCCUACUCCGACGACCCGCGCAAGAGCAUACGCGAGACGGCGGCCACGGUGAACUUCCAGCUGACGAAGCUGGUGGUGUCGGGGGGCGGGGCGGAGGGCGGGGCGGAGGGCGGCCGGCUGGACCUGGACGCGCUGGUGGGCGUGCUGACGCAGCUGCUGCACCACAGCUCCGUGCACACGAAGGUGGCCGCGCUCGACUGGAUCCACAACCUCUACACCAAGCUGCCGCACCAGAUGUUCCUGCAGACGGACAAGCUGUUCGUGAGCGUGGUGGGCAGCCUGACGGACGCCGCCGACGACGUGGUGCGCCGCUCCCUGGCCGUGCUGGCCGAGGUGUGCUCCUGCGAGCCGCCCGACCCCGCCCACCCCGCCGAGCCGGCCGACCCGCCGCACCCCGCCGACCCCGCCGACCCGGCCGACACGUCGCACCCCGCCGACCCCGCCGACCCGCCACACUCCGCCGACCCCGCUGCGCGCCGCGACAGCGUGGUGCGGCCCGCUCGCGCUGGUGAGCUGGAGUCCAGUCCAUAUUUCUACAAGUUCCUGCAAGCGCUGCUGCGGCUGCUGGCCGCCGACGACAACUUGUUAGAAGACAGAGGUGCCUUCAUCAUCAGACAGCUGUGCGUGCUGCUGAACGCGGAGCAGCUGUACGUGGCGCUGGCGCGGGCGCUGCUGCGCGAGCGCGACCUGCGCUUCGUGGCCACCAUGGUGGACGUGCUCAGCACCAUCCUGCUCACCGCCGCCGAGCUCUACGACCUGCGCCUGCAGCUGCGCAGCUUCGACAAGCCGGCCACGCACUCGCUGUUCCGCUGGCUGUACGCGUGCUGGUGCCACAGCCCCGUGUCGCUGCUGGCGCUGUGUCUGCUCACGCACAACUACGCGCACUGCAACCGUCUCAUAUCCACCUUCGGGGACCUGGAGAUCACGGUGGACUUCCUCACUGAAGUAGAUAAAUUGGUGCAGCUCAUCGAAUCUCCAAUAUUCGCAUCGCGGCGGCGGGCGGCGACGCGGCGCUGGACUUCGAGGCGCUGCUGGCGCAGUUCGCGCGCGUGCAGGCGGCGCAGCGCCACUACCGCCUCAGCGCGCGCGCCUCGCUGCUCGACAAGGGCUACUCCUAGCCGCACAGCGCCACUACCGCCUCAGCGCGCGCGCCUCGCUGCUCGACAAGGGCUACUCCUAGCCGCACAGCGCCACUACCGCCUCAGCGCGCGCGCCUCGCUGCUCGACAAGGGCUACUCCUAGCCGCACAGCGCCACUACUAAGGGCUACUCCUAGCCGCGCACGUCUCCUCACGUCACCUGUCUCAAUCAGCUUGCUCGACUUAUUACGUCGUCCUUACGCGACAGACGUGUCGAAACCAGAAACUAUUGUUUCCGUAAAUUAUUUAUUUACAACACGAUGAGAAUAACGAAUGUCUCGCAGAAAAACUUAGUUACCACUUACUGCGCAAGCCAUGGACCUUGUAUUAUUAUUAGGCAUAAUAAGUAGAAACAAUUACAACAACAAUUGAAUCGCAAUAGCAGGGGCCCGCAUUGGUUUGCGAUUGGUCUGCUAUUUUAGUGAUUUUGGUCUAUACGGUAGUUUGCUCUACAAUCAUAUUGCAAUAGUUAAUCAUUUGUAGACAAAAUGAUUCAUUAUUGAAUGACAGAAAAGGAUAAAAACGUUUUUUUUUAAGAAAAAAUAGCGGAAUGCUACAUUCGUUUCAAUCGUAAUCGAGUCGGGAUUGGAUCGCAGUCGAACGUGAAUCGUAUGUCGCUUAAGUAAAAUUAGGAGAAUCGGGCCCCAGUUAUAACCUUAGCGGGCAUUCUGCUACUAAUAUAAGACCAGUCGUAUUCAAAUGACAUUAGAUUAGUUUGUCAUUGGUCUGCCAUCUGGUCUAUAGGGUAGUCUGCUCUUCAAUCAUGUUGCAGUUGUAAAUCAUUUGCAGACAAUAUGAUUCAUUAUUGAAUCACAGAAAAUGAUAAAAAUCUCUAUCUCUAAAUAUCUAUAAAAUCUAGCACCAAACUUAUUUUAAUAAAUAUUUUGUGAUCAAAACCAAAAAAAACACCUGAAACAUAUGUAUUUCAUUAUUGGGUUCACUAAAUUCCCUCGAUUGUCAAUCCAUGUAUCGUUCCUAUUUAUAAUGUUGGGUAUAAAGUGCAUCACUGCUCUGAUGUAUAUACCCACAUCUAUAUCAUACUAUUUUUACGUACUGACAACAUUUAGGAGAUUUCUCUUAUCUAGAAUAUACUUUGUAUGACGUUUUUGUAAAAUCCCUUCGAUGUUUUUUUAAACGUAUUUGACUGCACCUACAUACAACUAGAAAGUUGACGUGCGCAAUAAAUAGUGAGCAGUGAUGCGAGACUCGAGAGAUACCCCUCGCCUUAUAAGUGACUAUGUGGAUGAGAUCAUUAUUUUUGUACAGAAGAAAAGUAAAAUAAACUUUGUAAGGCACUUGUCCCACCGGCAACGAUUAACGAGUAACGAGUAGAGCUAGAACUAGAAACGAGUUAGCGAGACGCGGGGAGCGAGUGCGUAGUUCCGAUAUUUGUGUAGCUCGGCUAUAAUCGAGUGUGCGUGUGAGGUGGGCGAGUAAUCGCAUCACUCGCACGCUAGAUACGCACUGUAGAGAAAUGACCACUGGUUGCUCUCUCGGCGUGAGUUCUAAACGCUUGGCGAGUGUCGCCGAGCGAGUGUUAUCUUCCAUAGAUUUUGUCGCUCAGCGACAAACUGGUGAAGCGAGUGCUCGCCGGCAGUGUGAACAGUCAGCGAUCAACUAUUUGUAUAUGCAUCUCUUUUAUUCACACGGAAAGUAUAUCUAUUGUACGUUUCUUGAGCGAGAAAAUAGCCGAUAGUUAGUCGUUUUCUCGUCUUUGGUGGGACAACUGCCUAAAAUAUGAAUUUACGUAAUUUUCAAUUAUUGUUACAGGUAGUUGUGCUUGUUUUAUAAUUAUGUUAACAUUCCACUAUUUAGUUGUAUGAUUAUCUAGAAAUAAAACCAAAUCAUAAAUA